Molecule: messenger RNA, 2871 nt
Organism: Penaeus indicus
Lineage: Eukaryota; Metazoa; Arthropoda; Malacostraca; Decapoda; Penaeidae
Product: extracellular matrix organizing protein FRAS1-like
Exons: 22
Coding region: 1-2871 (956 amino acids)
Source: RefSeq, a predicted model, not a curated record
AUGGUGUCCAACUUCCAAGCGCUUGCUUUUUACUGCUGCACACUUAAACAUUGCUUCUCAGUGAUGGCACAUGCCCUCCGCCACGCUGAUCUCAAGCGUCGGGUGCUGGUGUGGGAAAGAAAACGAGGUUUCCAGCAUCCAUGUCCAGACCUGAACAUGCAGUGCAACGCCACUGGUGGAUACUGCAACGACAGGUGCAAGUCUGACGAAGUGGCUCUGUCGGGGCUCUGCAGAUACGACAACUGCUCCUGCUGUGUCAAGGAUCCGUGUCCAGAUCUGAACAUGCAGUGCAACGCCACUGGUGGAUAUUGCAACGACAGGUGCAAGUCUGACGAAGUGGCUCUGUCGGGGCUCUGCAGAUACGACAACUGCUCCUGCUGUGUCAAGGAUCCGUGUCCAGAUCUCAACAUGCAGUGCAACACUACUGGUGGACAUUGCAGCCACGAGUGCAAGUCUGACGAAGUGGCUCUGUCGGGGCUCUGCAGAUACGACAACUGCUCCUGCUGUGUCAAGGAUCCGUGUCCAGAUCUCAACAUGCAGUGCAACACUACUGGUGGACAUUGCAGCCACGAGUGCAAGUCUGACGAAGUGGCUCUGUCGGGGCUCUGCAGAUACGACAACUGCUCCUGCUGUGUCAAGGAUCCGUGUCCAGAUCUGAACAUGCAGUGCAACGCCACUGGUGGACAUUGCAGCCACGAGUGCAAGUCUGACGAAGUGGCUCUGUCGGGGCUCUGCAGAUACGACAACUGCUCCUGCUGUGUCAAGGAUACAGAACCUUGUCCAGAUUUAGAGCAACAGUGUCUCUCCAGACAUGGAUACUGUAACCAUACGUGCCUGCCUGACGAAGUGGCUCUGUCAGGGUUCUGUAAAUACGACAACUGCUCCUGCUGUGUCAAGGGAACAACAGCUCCGUGUCCUGAUCUGAACAUGCAGUGCAACACUACCGGUGGAUACUGUAAUCACGAGUGCAAUUCUGGCGAAGUGGCUGUGGCGGGGCUCUGCGCAUUCGAAAACUGCUCCUGCUGUGUUAAGGAUACAGAACCUUGUCCAGAUUUGGAGCAACAGUGUGCCUCCAGACACGGAUACUGUAACCCUGAGUGCAUGUCUGACGAAGAAGCUGUAUCGGGGCUCUGCAAAUACGACAACUGUUCCUGCUGCGUCAAGGCAUCAACAGAUCCAUGUCCGGAUCUGAACAUGCAAUGCAACACUACCGGUGGAUACUGUAAUCACGAGUGCAAGUCUGGCGAAGUGGCUGUGGCGGGGCUCUGCGCAUUCGAAAACUGCUCCUGCUGUGUUAAGGAUACAGAACCUUGUCCAGACUUGGAGCAACAGUGUGCCUCCAGACACGGAUACUGUAACCCUGAGUGCAUGUCUGACGAAGAAGCUGUAUCGGGGCUCUGCAAAUACGACAACUGCUCCUGCUGCGUCAAGGAUCCGUGUCCAGAUCUCAACAUGCAGUGCAACACUACUGGUGGAUAUUGCAACGACAGGUGCAAGUCUGACGAAGUGGCUCUGUCGGGGCUCUGCAGAUACGACAACUGCUCCUGCUGUGUCAAGGAUACAGAACCUUGUCCAGAUUUAGAGCAACAGUGUCUCUCCAGACAUGGAUACUGUAACCAUAAGUGCCUGCCUGACGAAGUGGCUCUGUCAGGGUUCUGUAAAUACGACAACUGCUCCUGCUGUGUCAAGGGAACAACAGCUCCGUGUCCUGAUCUGAACAUGCAGUGCAACACUACCGGUGGAUACUGUAAUCACGAGUGCAAUUCUGGCGAAGUGGCUGUGGCGGGGCUCUGCGCAUUCGAAAACUGCUCCUGCUGUGUUAAGGAUACAGAACCCUGUCCAGAUUUGGAGCAACAGUGUGCCUCCAGACACGGAUACUGUAACCCUGAGUGCAUGUCUGACGAAGAAGCUGUAUCGGGGCUCUGCAAAUACGACAACUGCUCCUGCUGCGUCAAGGCAUCAACAGAUCCAUGUCCGGAUCUGAACAUGCAAUGCAACACUACCGGUGGAUACUGUAAUCACGAGUGCAAGUCUGGCGAAGUGGCUGUGGCGGGGCUCUGCGCAUUCGAAAACUGCUCCUGCUGUGUUAAGGAUACAGAACCCUGUCCAGAUUUGGAGCAACAGUGUGCCUCCAGACACGGAUACUGUAACCCUGAGUGCAUGUCUGACGAAGAAGCUGUAUCGGGGCUCUGCAAAUACGAUAACUGCUCCUUGCUGCGUCAAGGCAUUUAUCUAUAUGAGCUUUUUAUUGUCCUUAUUGUUGAUACGGUCGUUAUCCCAGCGUCAGCAGAUCCCUGUCCAGAUCUGAACAUGCAGUGCAACACUACUGGUGGAUACUGUAAUCACGAGUGCAAGUCUGGCGAAGUGGCUGUGGCGGGGCUCUGCGCAUUCGAAAACUGCUCCUGCUGUGUUAAGGAUACAGAACCCUGUCCAGAUUUGGAGCAACAGUGUGCCUCCAGACACGGAUACUGUAACCCUGAGUGCAUGUCUGACGAAGAAGCUGUAUCGGGGCUCUGCAAAUACGAUAACUGCUCUUGCUGCGUCAAGGCGUCAGCAGAUCCCUGUCCAGAUCUGAACAUGCAGUGCAACACUACCGGUGGAUACUGUAAUCACGAGUGCAAGUCUGGCGAAGUGGCUGUGGCGGGGCUCUGCGCAUUCGAAAACUGCUCCUGCUGUGUUAAGGAUACAGAACCCUGUCCAGAUUUGGAGCAACAGUGUGCCUCCAGACACGGAUACUGUAAUCCUGAGUGCAUGUCUGACGAAGAAGCUGUAUCGGGGCUCUGCAAAUACGAUAACUGCUCCUGCUGCGUCAAGGGUAGGCUAUUUUCAAUCCUUCUAGCAUUCGUACUUGGAAAAGUUCUAAGUAAAUAG